AUGGCAGAGGGUGGAAUGAAAUGAGCUUUUAAGAUCUUUUCCAACCCAAACCCUUCUGUGAUUCUAUGAUUCUAAAUGUUCUUUUCCAGGUUAAGUCAAGGUGGCUCAUCCACCUAAGUCAAGACUAAUUUUUUUUAUUAAUUGAUAAUUUUGAUGAAGUGUUAUGGUACCAAGCUUAUUGGUGCCCCUACAUGCUACCAGCCCCUGACAGAGAACUGGGUUGUUGUAUCCAUAGCAUUAGAAUUUGGAAAUCAGUACUCAUUUUCAACCUCAGUAGUUACUGGGGCCUCGGUACAUCUUUCAGCUCUGUUUAUGCUCCACGUAAUUAAUGACAUUUGUGUUAGCUCAGUGAGCAGAGCAUCUGUCCUUCAGUCUGGGCCCUGAUUCCUUGGGAAGUGUUUCUAAUUUAAGAUUGGUGUGAGGCAGGAACUCACAACUGACCUUAUUUGAAGCUCAGUGUGAGCAGUGACGGAGUAACCUCAUCUUACUUGUCAACAAGUACAACAUCUGUAUUCCAGUGUUACUGUCAGUACCUGUUAUUGGUAUUUUGAGGUUGACAUAUGAGCAUUUGCCUUCAGCCUGUAAAACUGGUUCUGCCUAUGGCCUGACAGUGAUGGAGUUUGCUGAGUUUCUCCUAAGGCUCUGAAACUCCGGAGGGUGAAGUUCCUGUUUUGCAAAGUGCCGUCUAAUAUCUGACUUUUUAUGUAGGUGGUAAGUGCUUUAAUCUUGUUUUGCAUGUUGUUUUUAUUAAUAGCUGUAGUGGGUCCCAGUGGUUGUAGGAUAAGUGUUAUGUAAGGGUAAAGGUAAAAUUGGAAGUGUUCUGCAGCCCUCAUGUGCCUGGCUGAGUUAACAUCAACAGUGGAUUAACUGCCUCCAUUGGAGGUAAAGUAGAUAAUUAAAUAAUUAUAUGGCAUAUGGGGGUGAGAGUUAGCUUUUUUUUUUGGUAUUCAGGCUGUUUGUUCCUGUGACACUCAAAUUCACUCUUUUACUCUUGUCUUUAGAUUUAAUUUUCUGCAGUGCUCAUCAGAAUCCAACAUGAGACAGUGAAAUACUGCAGCACUGUUGGUCAUAACAGCCUGUCAUGCAGCACCCUGGAUAUGCUUUGGUUUCUUGCCAAAUUAAACAGUAGUUCUGCUCUUAGGAAGUACCAGUUUCCAGAUAAGACAUCAUUUUCCUGGCUAGCAUUAAUUCUCCUACUCUUAUGUGUAGGAUUGCUGCUGAUAAGCACUCAAAGGACAAUAAGAAAGGCUAAUGAUAACAACCAUUGCAGAGAGCCUGAUGACAGAUUUUGUGAUGUUUCGGCUAACAGUUGAAAUAAAUGUAGUUUUGAGCAUGGUCUCCUAAAGUGCUGCAGCCCAAGCGUAGGCAGGAGCUUCUCACAGUGGUUUAUCAAACACAGAACAAGUAUUUAUUAAGGCAUAACAGUAUUGAUAGGGAUAUGUGGCAGGUGGAGAGGCAAAUGUGAGCUGAAAGUUUUAAAACCCGUCAUGUCCCAAGAUCCGAGCUGUUCUUAUUGUAGUCUGACAGUUGAGAUCACAGGAUACAUCCAGGGUGAAAUGAAUUCCAAAUUCAAUGCUGAAAUAGCAGAACUUUUGAUGUGUCAUCAGCAAUGCCUAAAUACACAUGUACGCAGAUGUACUGUGUUAUCCUGAAAGGAGAAUAAUCCUGAAUUUAAGAUUAUUCUUUCAGAUCCUUCUCGCUCAUACCCCAAAAGAUGUAUAGAAAAGUUUACUAAGUACUUGUAAUCAGUAUAGAGUACCGACAAAGGCUUUUUGCUAAUGGUUUAUUCAGCAAUUGGAGUGUUCCUCUUCAGUGUAUUCAAACAGCAUCUAUUACUAGUAGUGGGGAUCCCCUUCAGAGAAAUAAAUCAUGAUCUUGUCAGCCCAGCAGCAAGGAAGUCCCAGCUUUAGAUUCUUGAGGUGUAGAGAACAGGUCUUCUAAAGAUCGUAUGGAAGCUCUUCUCAGACCAGCUCUAAGUCAAGGGCUCAGGCUCUAGUCCCCACAGGGAAACUAAAGCUUAGCACAACACGUUUCCUCAGAGAAUUGGGUAAAUGCAGAAGUCGUGGCAAAAGAAUUGCUGCUUUGCAUGCUAUGGUUGGUGAAAGUGAGGGUGGCUUGUUUGGAGUUUGAACAACAAAUUGAAAUUAGUGAAAACGCUAAAAGUGACGCAGUAGUUGAAGACAGUGAAAAGCAAGAACGAGGGUGAUGUGAGGUGUAAAACCCAGAAAGCAAUAGAAAUAAUGCAUGAGAGGAAACUAACUUCAGGCAAUUGUUAGCAAAAAGUAUGCAUCUGUAUAUUAUAUAUAAAAAUUUCUUAUAUGCAGUGGUUUGGGGAGGGAGGGCAGAAUGGUUUUCUAUUCAAGGUUGUUUUGCUUUUAGGUUAAAUCUGUGAGUUCAGCUUACUGUUACUGUUAGGGCUAACACACAUGCAUGUUAUCCUGCAGGUCUAGAAGACCAGGGGCUGAGGUCUGAAAUUGCAGUAUUAAGAGAAGUGCAGGGUUCCUUGAGCUGUCCAUCGCUGGCCCCACCACUGCAGCUAAAGCUUUGGCUCCAGCUGCAGCCUGCUGCUGUUUCACAGCCACAAGUAGGUCAUGAAGCACAGAUGGCCUCGCUGCCAGGGACAUGUGGAGUCUGCAGUCCCCUUGCAGGCUAUUCUCUCUCUGUGCUCUCUCUCUUUCACACAGCUAGGCUGGAGACAGUGGAAUGAAUUCUCAUGCUACCAACCAUUUUAUCUUGUGCUCAGUGAGGCUUAAGGCAGAGAGCAGAGCUAGAACAAAUAGUGGGAGUGAAAGUAAUGAUGGGGCUGUUAGAAGGGAGGCUGGGCUGGUGCUUCAUGAAAUAGGGCAUCACCGUAUCAGGAGGUUUCCUCGGCCUGACACGUCUGCACCCAGACUGACAGGGGCCCUGAUUCCUGCAGAGCUGCUGUGGUUGAGCUCUAGAGCAAAAUGGAAUGAUGCUGUAAGUAUGCAGGUAUUAACUUGUCCUUGUUUUGUAGCAUCACAAGCCCUGUCCAUUCUUCAUAUGUUUAUCCAUAGAAUGGCCUUGGGGAUACAGCUGUGCUGAGCUAAUUUUAAAGGUACCCUUUAAAAUUUCUUGCUAAGUGUAAUGGCUGAGGUCCCACAUUUCCUCUUCACCAGCACACAGCCAUAUCCCUGUGUAUUUCUCCAUCCACUGCCUCAUCCUUACUCUUGUGAGCAUCUCCAAGAGCUGCACAGCAACAGCAGCUCACCAGAACACACUGGGUAAAUACAGCAUGACACCUGCCCACACUGUUACCUGAGCACUUUUAUUUGCAGCAUCUCAUCUCAUCUCAUCUCAUCUCAUCUCAUCUCAUCUCAUCUCAUCUCAUAUUUUUGCAUUUUCAUUAAGUAACUUUAAAUCUUUUUUUUUAAUACUACCACACAAAAUUUUAAGCAGCAUGCCACCAACAUCUGCAGUUAAGAAAUUCACAGUGCUGAAAGUGAGGCAAGGCACAGGUUGUGGUGACAGAGCAGCUGGAAAGAUCAAGGUCAGCUGAUUGCUACUGGGAGACUCUAAAGUUGCAUGUAUUUAAAAUUCUUUUCUAUAAGCAUCUGAAAAUACUUAAAAGAAUGGGUUUUAAGUGCCAUUUUAAGCCAGAGAAGCUUUAUCAUUAUUUUUCUGCAUGUGUUGAGGCAUUUGUCAGAGCUUUACACUAGGUUACAAGAAAAGGAUGCAGCAGCAGUGACUAGCCAGUCCUACUCUCCUGCCCUUUGGAUGCUUAAGACUGAAAAUGUGACUGAAAUUUCCUUUCUUCUUUAAGCACAUAAUAGAGAGCAACGGAUGUCCAGCCCAAGUCCAGCCGCGUGGUUACAGCUUCAGUCAGUAGAGGGAGUAUGGACGCCUGGGUUAAAGCCACACAGGUCACCCGGGACAUCCAAGAGAAUUGACUUUCUCUUAGAAUUCCUGUUUUGUCUGCAAAACCAGCCCAGGACUUACUAGGCUGUGGAACUCUUGGAUUCAUUCAAGUCUGCAGAGCAUAGAUUUAGAAAUAUCAGAAGGAAGAGCUGCUGUGUUCCAAGCCAUCAAGUUCCUAAAGCAUAAAGGAGGAAUUUAGCAAAAGGUUACGGUGUGUGACAAUGGAAGAAGAGGGGCAUCAUCGAGAAGCCUGAACGGUAACAUCAGGACAGCUCUUGAGACACUGGCAAUAGGAGCCUGAGAUAGAGGAGACAGGAAUCAUGCUGAAACCAAGUGGACUUAAAAUCCCAGGCAGAGCUGGGAAGCACUCCAGCCCAGUGGGACGGGCAUCAGGGACCACUGCAGCUGCUGUCACCACUGGCUCAAAAGAAGGCUCACCUUUACACAAGCAGGGUACCACAUCCACCACCAGCGCCGAGAAGUCGGGUUCAAAGGUUGCCGAGGUGGGCGAUGAUUUCCUGGGAGACUUUGUGGUGGGCGAACGUGUCUGGGUGAAUGGAGUGAAGCCAGGUGUGAUCCAGUACCUUGGGGAGACGCAAUUUGCUCCAGGCCAGUGGGCAGGGGUUGUUCUGGAUGACCCAGUGGGUAAGAAUGACGGCUCUGUCGGAGGAGUGCGAUACUUUGAGUGCCAGCCGCUGCAGGGGAUUUUUACGCGACCAUCCAAGCUGACGCGGCAGCCGGUGGCCGAGGGCUCAGGGAGUGACGCCCCCUCCGUGGACUCCCUGACGGCUCAGAACUUGUCAUUGCACUCGGGGACGGCCACGCCACCUCUGUCCACUCGCGUGAUCCCGCUGCGGGAGAGCGUCCUGAACAGUGCCAUGAAGACGGGCAACGAGUCUGGAUCAAACCUCUCAGACAGUGGGUCUGUGAAAAAAGGGGAGAAGGACUUACGGCUUGGAGAUCGUGUGUUGGUUGGUGGGACAAAGACGGGAGUCGUGCGCUACGUGGGAGAGACAGAUUUUGCCAAAGGAGAGUGGUGUGGUGUGGAGCUGGAUGAACCCCUGGGAAAGAAUGAUGGGGCGGUUGCUGGUACAAGGUAUUUUCAGUGCCCACCCAAGUUUGGCCUCUUUGCUCCCAUCCACAAGGUGAUCCGGAUCGGAUUCCCAUCAACCAGCCCUGCCAAGGCAAAGAAGAGCAAGCGGAUGGCCAUGGGAGUGUCAGCCCUGACCCACAGCCCCAGCAGCUCCUCCAUCAGCUCUGUCAGCUCGGUGGCCUCAUCAGUCGGGGGCAGGCCCAGCCGCAGUGGGCUGCUGACAGAGACCUCUUCUCGAUAUGCCCGGAAAAUCUCUGGCACCACAGCUCUCCAGGAGGCACUGAAGGAGAAGCAGCAGCACAUUGAACAGCUGCUGGCAGAGCGUGACCUGGAGCGGGCAGAGGUUGCCAAAGCCACCAGCCACAUCUGUGAGGUGGAGAAGGAGAUUGCCAUCAUGAAGGCCCAACACGAGCAGUAUGUCACAGAGGCAGAAGGAAACCUCCAGCGAGCACGAGCCUUGGUGGAUGGGAUGCAGAAGGAGAAGACUGAGCUGUUGAACCAGCUGGAAGAGGAGAAGAGGAAAGUGGAGGACUUGCAGUUCCGUGUGGAGGAAGAAUCCAUUACAAAAGGGGAUCUGGAGUUAACCACAGUGGCCGAGAAGUCCAGAAUCCUGCAGCUGGAGGAGGAGCUGAGCCUCAGGCGCAGCGAGGUGGAUGAGCUCCGGCAGUGCCUCCGGAGCUCCCACCAGGCAGAGACCCCUGAGCAUAACCUGGGCUUGCAGUCGGAGGCUCUUCGGCUGCGGGAUCAGCUGCUGUCUGCCAACAAGGAGCAUCAGAAGGAAAGCAGCCAGCUGAAGGAGAAGUACGAAAAGACACUAAAGAAGUACCAGCAGGAGAUGGAGAAGCUGAAAUCUGUCAAUGAGAAGUACUCACAGGAGAUUGUUGACCUAAAGCAUAAGGUUCAGCAAGCCACUAACGAGAACAUGGGGCUCAUGGACAACUGGAAGUCCAAGUUGGACACGUUAGCUUCUGACCACCAGAAGUCUCUGGAGGACCUGAAAGCCACACUCAACUCAGGCCCUGACACCCAGCACAAGGAGAUCGUGGAGCUGAAGGCAGUGGUGGAGAGUAUAAAGUUGGAGCACCAGCUUGAGUUGGAGAACCUGAAAGCAAAGCACGACAUUGAGACAGCUGUCCAUAUAAAGGAGAAAGAGAGUCUCAAACUGAAGCUGCAGGAGGCUUUGGAUGAAGUGGAAAAAAGCAACAGCAACUGGAAAAUGCAAAUGGAAACCAAAAGCAGUCAGCACCUUCUUGAACUCCAAGAUGUGAAGGACAAGUGUCGAGAUGCUGAGCUGAGGGUGCAUGAACUGGAGAAACUUCAUGGUGAAUACACAGAUCAGACACAAGCAAUAGCUUUCUUGAAAGAGCAGAUAUCUUUGGCUGAAAAGAAGAUGUUGGACUAUGAAACAUUACAGAAAACAGAAGCCCACAGCAAACAGGAGAUCCAAAGACUGCAGGAAAAAGUGCUUGUCUUAGAGAACAAGCUGCAGUCCAUGGAGGCCCUGCAUCCUUCUCAGCAUGCAAAUAUGAUUGAGACUAAUGAUAUUUCAGAAGAGAAGAUAAAGAUGAAGCAGACUAUGGAAGACCUCCAAGACAAGCUGAGUAAAAGAGACAAAGAGGUGUCAUCCCUGGUGACCCAGACUGAAACUCUAAGGGCCCAAGUAAGUGCUUUGGAAAAUAAAUGCAAAACAGCAGAAAAGAAGGCUGAUUCGGUGUUCAAAGAAAAGAAGAGGUUGGAAGGGGAACUGGAAGCCUUGACCAAGAAAACACAUGAUGCCUCAGGGCAACUGGUCCUGAUUAGCCAGGAGCUGCUCAAGAAGGAAAGGAGCCUGAACGAGCUGAGAGCGCUGUUACUGGAGGCAAACCGGCACUCGCCGGGGCCGGAGCGGGACCUCAGCCGGGAAGUGCACAAAGCUGAGUGGCGGCUGAAGGAACAGAAGCUCAAAGAUGACAUCAAGGGGCUGCGAGAGAAACUGGUUGUGCUGGACAAGGAGAAGUCAGUAACAGACCAGCGGCGAUACUCCCUGAUUGACCCCUCUUCGGAGUCGGAAGUGAUCCGGCUGCAGCACCGGCUCGUCAGCACGGAGGAUGUGCUGCGCAACGCGCUGGAGCAGGGACACCAGAUGGAGAAGCUUAUGGAAGCAAUGAGACUCUCCUCUGAGAAAACACAGACUGUUGGAAAUUCUGGGUCUGCUAACGGGAUUCACCAGCAGGAUAAAUCCCACAAGCAAGAGGAGAAGCUCUGAUAGAGAAGAGGUGAAAAGGAUCAUUUCAUGCCAGUAUCAGUUCCUCUGCACAGUCAGGAAAAACAACACCACAUCUGGCUUUAGGACCUCCAAAAGACCACACACAGUAUUUUCACUUUAAAGCAGGACAAUGUUUAUAAUGUACUAACUGAUGUAAUCAGGACAAUCCCAGAGUCCAGUUUUCCAAGAUGGCCAUUGUUCCAGGAGGGAGCAGAAAGACCUCUCUGGGUUUGGUUUCUUACUUGUAUUGGUUUUGACUGUGGAAUUUGUAUUGUUUGAGCUGCCCUUGUCCCACCAGCUGAUGUGGUCUGGAUGACAGCUGCCCUGACCUGUGGCUGAAGUGUCAGCGGGUCCCAGUAACCCCACAGGAGCUGCAAAGGGAUUUGCCUGUCGUGUUCAAAGCAUGUGCCCAUAGGCUGCACCCUUCCCAUGGGGUCUGUCCCUUCCCUCCCACCCACCCUGGUGUCAUGAGGACCUGCACAAGUGAGUGAAACCUGCUGGGCUGAUAAUGAGAGGUGUGGGGACAUGUUCCCCUCCUUCCUUUGCAGAAGACAUCACUGUUUUAGAGCAGAGGCUGCACUUAGUUCUUGUAUUAUAGCAUGUUGUGGGAAAUAAUCCCAUUUCAGAGGGAUAUUUACGUUGUUUCUUCUCCCCUGCCAUUUGGGGAAGAAGCUGUGGUGGCUCUGAGUUUGGGGUCAGGCACACUUUGCUUGGGUGUAGUUGGCCUUUCUUCUUGCAGUGAGAUCUCUGAGCAGGCCUGCUGGUGUCCUGUGCCAUAGCCAGCUGUCCAGCUUGGUCCCCCUCACUCCUGGGGGGUUCAUCAGGUCUGUUUUGAACUCAGGACUCCACAGAUGCUGGAUCUCAGCAUUGCUGACCUUGGAGCUCCAUGCUGGGGGCAGUCAGUGUGGGACAGAUGCCUUGAGCAAAUGGUUCCCUCCUUACCUGUUUAAUUUAACAGCUAACUGCAGAUUGCCCAGUGCUUUUCAGAGCCAUCUUUGCCUCUUCAGUGUGAUGCCCAUCCCCUGCUACCAGGGGUGGAUGAGGUGAAGGUGCCGCUGUGAGCCUGACAUUGAUGGCUUCAGCAAUCCUCUGCAUGACCUGAGUGUGAGUAUUUGGAGCAGAGGCAAUCCAAGACUGGAGCCCACACAGCUCUUGUGACUGUACCAGCAGAGGAUCUUGUUCCUUCUUCCCAAGGCUUACUCUAACUUUGCACCACAGCUCCCAAGUGAUACUAGGGCAGAGGAAGGGAACAACGUGCUCUUAAAGGUGUGAAAGAGCCCAGCUCAGGUUCACUGUUCAGUACCACAGGGAACAGUCACAGCAAUAUUUUUUCCAGGCUUCUCUCAGUUAGUGCCCAACUCCUCCAGUCUUCAUGAGCUCUUGUGCUAUGAUGGGGCAUCUGUGAAAGGACAAGAUGGGAGAGGAGAUCUGAGCCAGACCCCUGGUAGGUGAACAUGAUGGUGUAUCAGCUCCAUUGCUUUUUGCUCUGAUUUCCCACAAAGUUGUGUCACUUUUUCUUAGUGGGUUGCCAGACUCCUGCUUCUUGAAGGAUGGGCAGCCAGAAGCAGCCUAGGAAAAACUUGAGCUUCAUGGCUGCAAUUUUGCCAUGAGGAGUAUGAUGCUGAAUAUUGAACCUUCUCAUUUGAUGCAAGAUUGGUGAUUUCCUGUCCUUCAGAGGAGGAUGGGAGAGGAAGGGGACUUCAGGGAGGUAAAGCAGGUCAGAAAUCACAGCAGAAAUCUGGCACGUGGUAGCAGGAGGGAGAGGGUGGGAUCGAACUGGCUGAAAAUAAUUCACGUGGGAUUCCAUCCUGCCUUGUAGAAGUGUUUCUUCAGUUCUUACUAAUCACCAGGAAGAUUGCCACAUCUCUGCCUAGCUCUAGGAGUUUCCCAAGGGAUUGUAGGAGUGGUCUCCAAAACCCUCCUGGUUGAGUAUUCAUCUUCUAAGUGAUUUUGGAAAGUCCCAGAGCGAGUCUUUGUUUGUUACAGCCCUCAACAGUGAAUACCUCACUGCUGUUUUUAAGAAUUUAGGGUUGAUGUUUCCCAAAAUGCUCCUGUUGGCUGGAUGGUCUCUGAAGUCAUGUCUGCAGAUCCUCUGGGCUUCCCAGGGCUUCCUGGGCACCUGCAGGAGAGAGACCCCAUUCUGGUUUGUAACUUAUUUUCCCUUCUGAGUCUUACAGUGACUUGUGACCAGCUGCCUUCACCUACAGAGCAGAGAUACCUGUGUUUUCCACCUCCCUUUGGCUCUGUACAAAGUGGGGUCCCCUGCGAGUGGUUAUGGGGACCAUGUAUUUAGUUCUGUUAAUCAGAUCCAAAGUUGUCAGGCUGCAACUGCCUGUUCCCAAGGACCAUCCCCUGAGAGCAGCUCAGAACUGUGGCUUUUCCCAUUCAGCUUGGGAGACAAUGCAGAACAGGAGCAGAUGUGUCAGAGCAGGUUCAAAGUUAGUGUUGAUGGUCUUCUCUGGCUGUAAAUGGCUGUGCUGGUCCCUGAGGAUCAGCCAGGAGCUGAUGGCACUGCUUGGCUCUCUGUGCAGGGUGUGUGGUCACUGUGUUGCAGGGCUGAGGGUAGAAGCCCCCCACCCACUGGGGUGCAGGUCCAUGGGAGCUGCUUCCAAACAGGACCAGCCACAACGCCAACGCCAAGGAUAUGCUGUUGUGUGCUCAUCAGGGCUUCAGCUCAACCCUGUGGCCAGGAGGGGUUGGACUCACUCACUUCCUCCCUCUCCAAAAUUAGCACAGGCUUCCCCCAGGCACCAGCUUCUGGCUGCCCUUCUGAGGUGGUAAGAGACCACACUAGGGACACACUUGGAAACGACAAGGAGGAGAUUCCCCAGCCCCUCUAUUUAUUUGUAAGUUUAAGUGCUAUUUUUGCCUGUGUGGUGUUGUAUAAAGUACUUCACGAUACUUGGUCUUACUGGCUUGGUUCUUUGAGAGAGAUUUCCAGGGGCACAUGGUAGCAGGAGCACUGAUGCACCCUUGUCCUGUUGUUGAUCCAGGCUGGUGCCUGUUUGUGCCUUCACUCCCCCUUUGGCUUCAGCCUUGCCCUUAUCUCGAUCCCCGAGAGCUGGUAAGGGAGGGCUGUGCUCUCCCCAGCCUUUCUCCCAGCCUGGAAAUGCCAUGCUGGUUUUCCAUCUGGAGCUGGGUUCUGAGCAUCGUGCCCAGAGCACCGGUGCAGGGUGGGGAGCAGGAGGUGACAUGCUGCAGGAGCCCUGGGCUCUGAGGAAAGGACCCACUGUGGCUGUGGGAGCAACCCCCACAGCCAGUGGCAUUACCCUGACAGUUAGUGAUGCUUUUCUGCUGAGAGCUGAACUCUUACCCAGUGAAAGAAAAAGCCUUUGGAAUGGAGACUACUCAGUACUGAGUGAUUUCUUCUCUAACUCUCAAGACCAAAGGGAAAAGAAUCAGUCUUGCUUGGGAAUGUCAGCUUUAUCCCUCCUGCAGCAUCCAGAGAGCUGGAGCAAGGGCCAGCACCAUGCUGGUGCCCUAUGGAAUGAUGGUACCAAACUGCCCGGGUGUUACAGCUCUUGAAAUGACAGGUGCCAAGCUGCCAGCCAAGGCCUUACAGCUCCUGCCUCCCCCCAGCCACCAGCAGCUCCUCUGGCUUGCAGUAGAGAUGCAUGAGGGUUUCAUUAAACAAAAUGAUGCAAAGGACACUGUAAAAGUCUUAACAAAAAUUCCUGUACUCUGUUAUUCAGCAGCUUUAGCAGCUCAGCACUAUCUGUAGGGAGUUAUUAAUACACUAAGAUCCUAUAGGCCUCCUGUAAGUUACCACAAAAAAGAUGAUACUAGAUGUAUAAAUGGAUGAUAACCUUUUACCCAUACAUUAUGUAUUACAAUUUUGUAGCUUAGUCAUUUUUUGGCUAUCAGAUUUUGUUAGUAUGAUAUAAAAAAAAAAGACCAAAAAAAAGGUUUGACUGCUACUGUCUAUUUUGUUAUUUGAUUCAUUUUCUUCCUCUGUACAAAAGCUGUAUAAAUCUGUCUGUGUAACUCCUCCACAUCUGUAUUCAUGUACCAUCCCCCUGUCCUGGCUUGCUGGUGUGGUGAGCUCCUACUAAACAAUAAACUCUGUGGCUGAGAA
Molecule: messenger RNA, 11289 nt
Organism: Corvus hawaiiensis (hawaiian crow)
Lineage: Eukaryota; Metazoa; Chordata; Aves; Passeriformes; Corvidae
Gene: CLIP2
Product: CAP-Gly domain containing linker protein 2
Exons: 17
Coding region: 4197-7214 (1005 amino acids)
Biological process (GO): cytoplasmic microtubule organization
Cellular component (GO): nucleus; cytoplasm; microtubule plus-end
Molecular function (GO): microtubule plus-end binding
Source: RefSeq, a predicted model, not a curated record